Messenger RNA from Lemur catta (Ring-tailed lemur), 978 nucleotides. It is a transcript of the gene SPATA31F3, whose product is annotated as family with sequence similarity 205 member C. NCBI's taxonomy places the organism in Eukaryota, Metazoa, Chordata, Mammalia, Primates, Lemuridae. The transcript has 5 exons. The record is from RefSeq and is a predicted model, not a curated record. Bases 1 to 978 code for a protein of 325 amino acids.
AUGUUGAGCCCUACAUUUGUUCCGUGGGAUGUUGGCCAUCCCUUAUACACCUGUGGAUCCAUCUGCGUCAUUGCAUUAAUUAUUUGGAAAUUUAAAAAGAGCCUCCAAGGAUUAAGGUUGGGACCUAACAGGACCUGUUGCCGGUGUCACCGACGACUCAAACAAAGCUCUAGAGAUAGAACAUCAACAGCUGGGAGAACUUGCCAGGAAGAAGCCAAGAAGCUGCGGAAUCUGCUCUCUGUCAUGAAAAGCCAGGGCUGGCUUCCGCAGGAGGGGUGUGUGCGGCGAAUCCUGUGUGCAGAUCCCUGUUGCAAAAUCUGCAAUGCUGUGGCUCUGGAGAUUCAGCAAUUGCUGGUGUGUGAGAAUGACCAGAUCUCCCCGACUUUGUUGGGGCCAUCGCAGGGCUCCUCUUGCUCAGAGAUAUUGUCUAUGUCUAGUGUGUCUUUUGAGCAUCAUCAGGAGCUGGUUUGCCAGAGCUCCAGAGAGCUUUCAACGGCAACCUUAACGCUGACACUGUCAAAAGUAACAGAUCAGAAAUCUUUAACCCCAUCAGCUUCCCAGUCAACCAAUGCAGUCAGUGUCCAAGAUUACUGCGCUGACCACCUCCAGCGAGGGCAGGGAUUUCAAGUUGCAGGUGUCUCCCAGGAUGCAGGAGCUCUGUCUUCUUCAAGCCUUGAGGAGCCUGGAAUUCCUCUGAACCAGCAGGAGAGGAAGAAGAACUCCAAAUUGGUCAGCAAGGAGGACAAAGAAGCUCCAAAAGCUGGCUUGGGAAAUACGAUGAAGUUCUUUCUGCACUGGAUUAACCCUGAAGUGAAAGAUCAAAGUCAUGAGAAAUCCACUCUCAUCUCUGAGACUGAGACAUUGACCAAAGCUAGUACAAGAGAAGCUGAGAAGAGUCGAACCCCCACCAAAGACCCUGUGGGGAGAGCUAACUUGGUGAAGACAACAGAGAAGCCAAGGCCCAGCCUCCCCUUCUGA